Molecule: messenger RNA, 1326 nt
Organism: Didymella exigua CBS 183.55
Lineage: Eukaryota; Fungi; Ascomycota; Dothideomycetes; Pleosporales; Didymellaceae
Product: carbohydrate esterase family 5 protein
Exons: 3
Coding region: 104-1027 (307 amino acids)
Molecular function (GO): hydrolase activity
Source: RefSeq, a predicted model, not a curated record
CGAGCAUUGCAUCUUGCAUUUACAGGUGUCUUCCUUUCUGAGUCUUCCGCGGCUUCCUUCUUUCAAGUCGCCCUUUCCCGCGUCAAUCCACACAAACAACACCAUGAUCACCCGGACGUUCGCCCUCGCCGGGCUCUACGCCUCGACAGCGCUCGCCGUCUGCACCAAGCUCGAGGACUGCCCGCAGUACGAGACGCUCAAGACCAACGACUGCCAGCAGUACCAUCACUUCCUCCUCCGCGGCUCGACCUCGCCAUACCCAGGCCACGUCAUCUCGACGGUGGCGAAGGUCUGCGACCAGUUCAACACCGAGAGCACACCGAACGCCUGCGGAUAUGAAGAUGUCGAAUAUGCGGCUAUGAAUGGUGGGGAAAGGUGGUGCAAGAGCGCACACGAGGGUGCCCUGAACGGCGCCGCGCAGAUGCGCAACUACACAGCGCGUUGUCCUGACAGCCAUCUUAUCUUGAUGGGCUUUAGCCAGGGCGGCAGUGUCGGUCUCGACAUUGUGGGUGGUGGAGGUGGUGAGCUUUGGGGCUGUAUGCAGGAGAGCAAUCCAGCCAUGGACAUCUCCACUACGCCUGGCUCGAAGAUUGCAGCAGUCCUGAUGUACGGUCCAACGCGCCGCUCGGCGAACCAGACCUGGACAUUUGGUGGAGGUGAAAUCAGCGACGGCGGCGCUCCUCGAACGGCCGAACAGAACGCAGGCCUGAAGCCUUACGCUGACGCUGGCAUUCUGCGCGAGUACUGCCAGCCCCGCGAUCCCAUCUGCGCGCCUCAUACCGAGAACACAGACAUGUCAUUUCACCUGAGCUACUUCGACAAGUACAGCGACGAUGCAUCGGCUUGGGUCGCAGAUCUUGCGAAGAAGGCUGCUAACAGGAGCUCAAGCAACGACGAGAACCAGGGUGAUGGCGAUCAGCCAAGCGCGGGCGACAGGCUGAAGGCCGGCAUCAAGCACCCCAUCGGCAACUUCGUCAUUGGUUUCGCUAUGGUCGUUGCGCUAUUUUACUUGUACAGCGACUUUUAAACUCAUACUUUUCAGCUUUCUUGUACGCCGAAUCAUGACGUGGAGAACCUCCUCUUCCCGACUGUCCUCGUAUCAACCCGUCAGCACCGCCGAGACUGUCUAAGCCGCACAGCUGCAACCAGAACAUGAGAAGAGCUGCGCCACCGGGUUCCAAGAACUGUCACCUCCUUUUGAGCCUUGGAAAGCGCUUGGCGUAAUGCCGGCAGCCGAAGUUUGGCGCCCAGCGUCUGGGAGAAUUAUGUGCCCUUCUUUGAUAUUAGCGAUGCUUGUACAACACUUCGAAGCAUGGCGAUGUCGGU